Candida dubliniensis CD36 is the source of this 1545-nucleotide messenger RNA. RefSeq lists its product as uncharacterized. The record is from RefSeq and is a predicted model, not a curated record. Lineage: Eukaryota; Fungi; Ascomycota; Pichiomycetes; Serinales; Debaryomycetaceae. The coding region runs from base 1 to 1545 and encodes 514 amino acids. The transcript has a single exon.
AUGAACAAUUUAGCUAUUCAAGAAUAUUUUGAGCUUGCAUUAGUAUUUAUUCAAUGCGUUUAUCAUUACCUUCAACAGCAACAACAACAGCAACAACAGCAACCAAAGAAGAAAGAUGAAGAUGAAGCAAAUCCUGAACGAAACAUUGCCAUAAAUUCAAUAUUGGAUUCUAUUUCAAGUAGGUUGUUUGCAAUACAUUUUCAAUCCACCAUUUAUCAGAGAAUACCAUUGUUUGUCAUAUAUACUAUUGAAAGUAAUGAAGGUCUGCCUUAUGAUGAAACUAGAUUGUCACCAACAAUAUCGACGAAUUCAUUAACUUCAACGGCAUCAACACUGUCAACAACAUCUCUUACUUCAAGAAUGACAUCUGAUGAACCACCUCCUGCUCCAACAUUACCACGGUUAUUAUUACCAUCCUCACAUUCAACCUCAGAGUUGGAUUUAUCAGAUCCUUUACCUUUACCAUCACCUUCAGUUUCCGCUUCUGUCUCACCUAUGCUAUCGCCGUCAUUAACAACAUCACCACCACCAUCACCACCACAACUGCCACCCUCUAUACCAAUGCAAUUUCCAUUACCACUACCAUUACCACUACCACGACCAGAACCAGAACCAGAACCCGCCCAACUACAAUUGCCUGCUAUAGCACCGCCACCGCCACCUUUAUUAGUAGAAACAGAAUCACCAAUACCAACACAGCUCAGAAAUGAAAUUGUUCCACUUCACAAUAUUGAUCAAAGUUCUAGUUCAGACACUGAAAGUGUAGUUGGUGUAAAAGAAUUGAAAGAGUUAAUUAAAGGUAGAGAAGUAUUGACAUUUGGACCAGAUGGUUAUAGUCAAUCUAUAAAUGAUGAGAUUCUUCCUCAAAUGACCCUGUCAACUCCACUGUCAACAUCGUUCACUAGAUUGACAAAAUUGCUUGAUACUGAGGGCAAUGAAUAUUUAUUACACCUGAAUGGAUUUGUGACUCCCAUCAUUAAGAAUCAUGAUUUAAAUACCAUGGAAAUCAAUUCAGUAAUGGCUAACUAUAACAACAAUACUAACAAUGGUUAUUCCUAUAAUAAUAGAAGUACGGUUUUGCCAACAAAUGCUGCUGGCUUAUCAACAACAAUCCCACCAUCAACUACUACUGCAACCACCAAUACCAAUAGUAGUGCUAUGGCUAAUGGUGCAACGAAUACAUUCUUAUCACUAAUUAACAACAACAACAACAAUACUAAUAAUGAUAAUAGAAAAAGAAGAAGAUUGAACCAAUCCCCUUAUAGAAACUUGACUACACGUAAUUCUCGUGCACCAAAUAAUGAUCGAUUAAAAGAAUUUCAAACCCAAAUUUUAGAAUUGACUCAAUUUUAUGGUGAUUUAGAUCUAGGCACUAAUAAUCGAUUUGGAGCAGUUGAUUCAACAACAAUAAUCAUUGGAACCAUAAGUCGUUCAAACAGUUCAAAAUCUAGUUUCCGUAGUAGUUUAAGAACUAGUUUAUGUAAGGAUGAUAGUAGUCAGUCAUCUAAUUCUCCAGCUAGUUUUAAUGUGCAUAAAAAUAGAUAA